GCGUCGAUUCAGUCUAGCGCCAACCGCCGAACGUUCGGUGUCGUCGUGACCCUGAGCUCCUCUCCUUCAUUAUCGUUCCAUCGCUCUAAUCAGCAGUACGAACCACACAACGACCUUAACAACCAGUAUCCUAGUUAUUUGACGGAUUUUGCGUACGCGUGACCUUUCGCGACGCAUCUUUUAUGAAUGGACGACCAUGGAGUGCACGCGACAUUUCAGUGCCACGGCUCUUCAAUCGGCAAAGAGAGAUAGGAAAUAUAGUGUGAAGUUGUUUCCUGACUGUGCUCAAGGAAUUUUUUAUCACUUUACUUCAAUGUCGUGAAGCGCACAACAAACCGUGCAAUGACAGUUGGUGCUGUAUUAAUAAUGAACUGACAAAGGAGAAUUUACUUUGUGGCGAACUAAUGGCAGUUAUUGUUUUGAUUAUUCCUAAUCGUGUCAGGUUUUAAUUUCUGGGCAAAAUCGCAUUGAAUUAAUGGAGUGUCGUGGCAGGACGCAAUCAAUCGCGUACUCGUGUCUCGACGCUUCUGCGAUAACUUGGAUAAUUCGUUAAAACCGCAUCGAGAUUCGUCUGGCAGUCUCAUCGGCAUAAAUGCAAUUGGUGAUUCGCGAAGAAGAACGAGGAACGCGCGUUUGCAUGGAAAUCAAGGCAGAAGCACAUAGAAGAAGCUCAAGUUUGAAUAUCGGGAGGAGGCUCAAAGGUCGGUCAAAAUGUCCAGACCCGGAUCCAUCCUUGGCCUUCUGAUCAUCCUGGCCGUCUUUAAGCUCUCCCAAUCGAAUAAGUGCCUGACUAUGCGCGAAGAGGUCAAUCCAAAGCGGGUUAUCCAUCUGAAUGGGGAGUCCUUGAACAUCCACUUUGAACUCUCGAGGAGGAUCACCCAGAGGUUAGCCUCUUGGAUAAUGAAAAUAUUCCUCGAGGAAGUUCUGGGUUAUCCGGGUAUCGCGUUCAUCGAGAAGGACGACAACUUCAACGUCUCCGAGACCUUCGCCAGGUUAUCGGAUCGUGUUAAGAAUGUCCAGCGGAGCAUAAUUCCAGAGACUAUGGUGAAUAUGGAACUCUGGAUACCACCGGACGAGGACACGACCCCCCUGCUGAAGCAGUACGACGUCAAGCUCUGCGGCUCUGUCACGGCACCAGGUCACUUUGGAUGGUUCGUUCCUGAGAGAUUGGGCAAGGCCGAGGAUACCUGGUUGACCUUCACCAGACAGGAAAGUUCCUCGCGCUUCGACGUGACCAACGCGACGCUUCUAAAUACCAUAAGGAACUUCAGUGUUGAUCAGGCGAAUGGCUCCUACUACUGCAAGGAAUCAUUUUGCCAGGAUGGAAUGUAUAUUCCAAGUCGGUGCCAAUCCCUCGGUGGUAAGGAUCAGCCUUGUGCUUUGCUAUUGGCUGCACAUGCCGACGUCACCAGGUUCGUCAAGGAUCAGAUAGACCGGCUGAACCUGUACGUUAAGGUCGUCUGGGUCGGACCCAACCUUGCUAACCUGGUGGAGUAUCUAACGAAGGAAUAUCUAAUACGAGGAGACGAUGAGAAAUCGAUAACGAUCCUGCACUGGACCCCGAGUUCUGUGAUCCCAAAUGAGAAAGAUUAUACGAGCCUUCUAUUUCCUGGGUCGUUGAACGGAAACAGGGAUUAUACCUACGAAUUAAAUAGACUGGUCAAAUUAACCUGGGCCAAACUCGAGUCAGUCGCGAAGUUUGCCUACGAGGCAAUAAAUCGCGCCAAUUUUACUCAGGGCAUGUACGAGGAUCUGAUCGACCGGUACAACAGGUUUCCGGAUAGGAGAUUGCUCCCUAUCGAGAACGAUCACGAUUUCGACAAAGAAAUGGAAGAGAGCAUCGCCUGUGAUUGGCUCAAGGAAAACCUUAAUUAUACUUUACGUUAUUGGGUGCCUGAUGACGAGGAUAAGAACACUUUGUACAUCGGUGGGAUCUUCCCCGUUACUGGCACGGCCUACACUGCCAAGUCCAUCAUGGUCGCUGCUAAUUUGGCCAGGAAGGCCAUCAACGCCAACGAGACGGUCCUGAGAGAUUACAACUUGAUGCUGCACGCGAAAGACGGACAGUGCAAAACGGACAUGGUCAUGAAGUCCUACAUCGAUUACCUGGUGAACGUCGACUACGAGAAGCUCGUCGGCAUCCUGGGACCAGCCUGCUCCGAAACGGUCGAGCCUCUCGUCGGUGUCUCGAAGCUCUACAAGACUGUCAUCAUCAGCUACGGAGCCGAAGGAUCCACUUUCACCGAUAGAACCAAGUAUCCAUACUUCUUCAGGACGAUCGGCGAGAACAAACAGUACAAGCACGUUUAUCUUCGACUACUCCAGCAACUUGGUUGGCAUCGGGUCGCUGCUCUCACUGAGGACGGUCAGAGGUACACCGAAUACAUAUCCUCCAUGCAGGAUAUGCUUCAGGAAAAUGGUAUCACCUUCAUUGCCAACUUUAAAUUUCCUAGAGAACACGAGAGCGAGGACAUGUCCAGGUACUUGCAGCAGCUCAAGGAAAAUAGGGCCAAAAUUAUCAUUGCUGACGUAAACGAUCAAGUAGCUCGACAGGUCAUGUGCGAAGCAUACAGAUUGGGUAUGACGGCUGUGCAGGGUUACGUAUGGUUUCUACCACUGUGGCUCCUGCCCCGCUGGUACGACACGGAUUAUUAUAACCAAAGAGGAGAACAGGUCGUUUGCACUACCGAGGAGAUGAUGAACGCCACUAAUGGAUAUUUUGGAUUGACCCAUGCAUACUUUGCCGCCGACGAAGAGAUCAUGCAGGAGGGUAUAACGGUGCGGCAAUGGAGAGACAAGUACGAGAAUAUUUGCGAAAGGAAUAAAGAGCUUCCGUCGAAUUACGCGGGAUACACCUACGACGCAAUGUGGACCUACGGUUACGCAAUGGAUCAGUUAAUUAAGGAGAAUCAGAGCUACGUUUUUGAUCUACAUUCUGAUCACACGGUUAAUAGAUUAACGGACAUCAUCAGGAGGACCGAUUUUCAUGGGGUUUCCGGCUGGAUCAAAUUUCUUGGUGGCCCCUCUAGGUUCUCCGAGAUCUCCGUCAUCCAGCACGUCGAUAACGAGACCAGAGUCGUAGGCAACUUCCGUCCCAACAUCUCCGAGGAGAGGAAUGAGAUCGUAGGUGGAGAACUUGUUCUGAACAUGUCAGCGAUUGUUUGGCUGUCGCAGGAAAUGCCAGACGAUGGUUCGGAACCACCGCAGAAAUGCGUUCUGUCAGGUUUGGCUGAGCUCCUAGAUGUCUCCUGCGAGGUAGCCAUAGUGGUAGCGAACGUCAUCGGGUUUGGAGUUCUUGGUGCCUUGCUAAUCAUUGGGUUCAUCAUUGUUAAGAGGAAAUACGAUGAAAAGGUUCGUGUUCAUGAAAAAUAUAUGAAGUCUCUGGGACUCGAUUUCCUUCCGUCGGAUACCUCAGGGCUGGACAAGUGGGAAAUUCCACGCGACCGGGUGGUCAUCAAUAGAAAACUUGGCGAAGGCGCCUUUGGCACUGUCUACGGCGGGGAGGCCUUCUUCCCGGAGAAGGGCUGGUUGGCUGUUGCCGUGAAGACUCUUAAGGUCGGCAGUACGACCGAUGAGAAACUCGACUUCCUCAGCGAGGUCGAAGUGAUGAAGAGAUUCGAGCAUAAGAACAUCAUAAAGCUACUUGCGGUCUGUAUAAAAUGCGAGCCGGUUCUCACUGUAAUGGAGUUCAUGCUUUAUGGAGACCUUAAGACGUACCUCUUAGCUCGAAGACAUCUCGUUAAUGAUCAGAAUUACGAGGAGUCAGAUGAGAUUUCAAAUAAGAAGCUGACAGCUAUGGCUAUGGACGUAGCCAGGGCUCUUAGUUACCUGGCUCAAAUGAAAUACGUUCACAGAGAUGUAGCCUCGCGAAAUUGCCUUGUCAAUGCUCAGAGAGUUGUUAAGCUUGGGGACUUUGGAAUGACUCGGCCGAUGUACGAGAAUGACUACUAUAAAUUUAAUCGUAAAGGUGAACCAGACCGGCUGUUGCGUCUUUCCAAGAUUUUCAAGAUUUCAAGUCUCUGCCACGCAUCCCCUUCUAAACUGUCUCGUCCUAAAGAAAGUACGAGGAGAGGAAUGUUGCCCGUCAGGUGGAUGGCGCCAGAAUCUUUGGGAUUGGGCAUCUUUACCCCAGCCUCGGAUGUCUGGUCGUACGGUGUCCUUCUCUAUGAAAUUAUCACCUUUGGUAGUUUUCCUUUUCAAGGAAUGAGUAACAAUCAAGUACUCACUUACGUUAAGGCCGGAAAUUCUCUGACAGUGCCCCGGGGAAUAAAGCCUCAUUUAGAGGGCUUGAUAAGAUCCUGCUGGACUGUGGACCACACAAAGAGACCAACUGCACCGGAAAUAGUCGAUUUCCUAGCAACAUAUCCGCGGAUCCUCGCUCCGUGUCUCGACGUUCCUCUGGCCAGCGUCCAAUUGCAGCACACGGAUCAAAUCAAUAUUCAACUUCCGGAGAACUUACAGAAAUUCUCAAUCUCCUUGUCAAAGUUCAAACUGACGUCCACAGGAGUGAUGCCAUUUGAGAUGCCGAAUCCUCCUCUUCUGGAUAUAGAGAAUAACGACGAAAAUGGCAACACGAGUCGUCUACUAGAAGGAUGCUCCAUCUCUGAACCGGAAAGCUCGAGGCUGCUACUUCCGACUACAGAAACCCCAGUGAAAUACGUCGAGCUUCAACAAAACCAGAAUACACAGAAGCAUGUUCCAAGAUAUGUUAACCUCCAUCCUGGAAUGGCCAAUUUGAUAAGCACUUCCGAUAGAAACACAAACGCCGGAAGCGCUCUACAGCUUGAAGAGAGAAGGUCCAUUCUUGCGGAAGAACGCGAACCUAACGACGUGUCCAUGCUCUGACACAUCCUCUAAUAAGUAAAAUGUGUGUACUGAUCAUUCGAAUAGACGCGUAAACAUUAAUCACGUUCUUUCGACUUAAGGACGAAUCUGCGUAUUUCUCUUCACGAUAUUAUUCUUCGAACUGAUAAUGAGAUUGAUGUUGUAAAUAAGGCUGAGCUAUCUGUUGCGAUCCAUAAAGCACAUCGUGCUAUGUUCAAUGCAAUACCGAGACUGUCAUUAAAGUAAUAUUAGUAAGUCGCCAUUAGGCAAUUCGAAUCGAUGGCAGAUAAAGUGGUUAAGGAAUUUUUCAAAGCGGCCAUAACAGCAUUUCUGGAAAAUGAUGGUCGGCGAAAAGUAGAUUCUUUCCAACCAUGACAUUUGUGAAAUGCGUAUUGUAAUUACGAUUAUAAAGUUCGAAGAUUCUUCUGUAUGUACAAACGUAGCUACCCGGAACCCUUAGGACAUAAAUUCGAUAUGGAUGUACAUUAAAAAGGAUUCUGGAUCCAGCUGAUGAUCGCGUUUUAAUUCUAGAUCGACGUAUCUUUCAGCAUUUUUAAUUAAUUGUACAGUAGAUGUUAUUUCAGACCUGAUAAUUAAUUACUUACGAAACUGAUUGUCAAUAAGACAAAACUGCCUCCGUCUCCCUAGCCUCGCUAUACUUAUAAUUAAUAGCCGUUCUUAAACGACUAUAGGUAAAGUUCAAUUAAUUCAUAAACUUAUCGAUUUACAACAUACGUACAAACAAUCUAAUUCUUUAAUUUUACUCAAAGAGACUUUUUGUUAGUAUUAGAAAUUUUCAAGUAUAUAUUUUGUACAUAAACUCUAAGCAGCCGGAAUCUCAAGGUGGAUACACUUAUUGAUGUGCCUGAUCGCAAAUGAUGUCUCAAGCGGUAUCUCGAAGCUGAAAUAUCAUUUGAAUAUUGCAUAAUAAUUCAAUGUACACGUAUUUUUAUUUAUUUUAACGUUAGUUUCACUGUAUUCUCAAUACCGUCAGAUGGAUCAUCUGCGUAUAAGAGAAAUUAAUCGAGCGUCUGGAUAUAUGGAAUAUUAUAGAAUAGAAUUUGUCUGUUCAACCAGAAUCCGAGUGAUUAAGCUUUAAAAGUACAUAGAGUCAUAAGUCAUAAUAAUAUGAGAUAAUGCUAUAUUUACCGAAGGAAUCAUCCUCCAUGAAUAGUAUAAUGACAAUUUAUCAUAAGAGCUUUAUUUUGAUAGUAAGCAGUACUCCAAGUGCCGUUCGUCAUUCGUCAAACAUUAUGAUUGAUGUGUAAAUAUUGUAAUUUUAAACCGGUAAAACCGAAAAACUAUAAAAUUUUCACCUUAAUUCGUUAUUAUUAAUACUAUAAUGAUUGGCAAUUCUAAGGACCUGUUCACUGUGUUUUUAAAAUAAAAUAUUCUUUACAUUAAUUGCUCAACACCUCUGUUACAUCAUAUUGUAAAUUAUAUAGCUAAACUAAACCACCACGCGUCUUUUCACAAGCUAUUCUUAUCCUGAAUCCUAUUGUUUGUCAAGUUAUGAUUAAAACAUGAAUUUUCGAAUGCUGCUAGUAUAAUUUAUAACUAUUGACAUUUCACUUUUGUAAUUUUAUCGUUGAGUAUUUGCAGCAGCUUUGAUAGAGGAUUCCGCUUGUCUCUACCUGAAAUUCAUAGUUAUUCAAACAUGUAUUUUUCUCUAUUUUAAUAAACUGUGCGAACACAAAUA
This is a messenger RNA of Cephus cinctus (wheat stem sawfly), 6523 nucleotides long. RefSeq lists its product as uncharacterized. The record is from RefSeq and is a predicted model, not a curated record. The coding region runs from base 712 to 4845 and encodes 1377 amino acids. Gene Ontology annotation, cellular component: signaling receptor complex. NCBI's taxonomy places the organism in Eukaryota, Metazoa, Arthropoda, Insecta, Hymenoptera, Cephidae. Gene Ontology annotation, biological process: positive regulation of kinase activity; cell surface receptor protein tyrosine kinase signaling pathway; protein phosphorylation. Gene Ontology annotation, molecular function: ATP binding; transmembrane receptor protein tyrosine kinase activity. The transcript has 12 exons.